AUGAUUGGUUUACUUGAGGAGCUUCAAGCUGUGACCAGACUUCCAAUGGACUCGCCAAAGAAGCCUAGCCCACCCUCGACCCCGGAGCCUUCUCCGAUGCCUAGUGAAGGGGAUUCAGCUGGCGUUCAGGCGAUCUCAGAAGUGCUAGCAAAGGACCUUAGUAACUUGACUCUCAAACCUAGAGCCACAUUCCCUUCCCUUCCACCAAAACGUUCACCCAAACAGCAGGACAAAGAACAAAGCUUGCAAGGACUCGGACCCAGGCUGGGUCAAAGCCUGCUCUACAGGAGAAGACUUGGAGUGAGGACGGUGGCAAUGAGACAAAGGAUGGAAAGGGCGUUACUGCUGGCUCGGUACCGCACCCUGUCUCUGCUUAAAAAAGACCCACAGGAGGGGAAACUUGAGACUGAAUCAAGAUUCAGAAGAUUUAGAUGUAGCUGUCAUUAUUGCCUAUAUCAUGGAGAUCCUUCUGAUAAUAUUAACAUGGAGAAUAAUUAUGACAUGGAGUUGAUUUAG
This is a messenger RNA of Molossus molossus (Pallas's mastiff bat), 516 nucleotides long. RefSeq names its product developmental pluripotency-associated protein 3-like. The coding region runs from base 1 to 516 and encodes 171 amino acids. Gene Ontology annotation, biological process: epigenetic programing of female pronucleus. The transcript is spliced from 5 exons. Gene Ontology annotation, cellular component: nucleus. NCBI's taxonomy places the organism in Eukaryota, Metazoa, Chordata, Mammalia, Chiroptera, Molossidae. The record is from RefSeq and is a predicted model, not a curated record.